CGCACAUCAGUAUGUGACUAUAAAUAAACACCAUCUAGUUAAGUCACACUUCCAUGUCAACGUGCUUCAACCUAUGUAAAGCUUCAUAAUAAUUAAACACAUCAUCACACAAAAAGAUUCGUUUCACAAUGAUGGAUAGUACUAACAAGUCAUUAGUGAUCCUGUUGAGCAACGUCGUCGUGUUGCUCCUCGCCGCCACAACGGUUCAAUCUUGCUUUCCCUCCGAUCGAGCUGCGCUUCUAGAGUUCCGAGCUAAGCUCAACGAGCCAUACAUUGGCGUUUUCAACACGUGGAAAGGCCAAGACUGUUGCAAGGGCUGGUAUGGUGUGAGCUGCGACCCAAACACCGGACGAGUCGCCGGCAUUACACUCCGAGGUGAAUCCGAAGACCCCAUUUUCCAAAAGGCCAAACGGAGCGGGCUAAUGACCGGCUCCAUCUCGCCGGCGAUAUGUAAACUCACUCGACUCUCCGGCAUCAUCAUCGCCGACUGGAAGGGAAUCUCCGGCGGGAUUCCUAGUUGCAUUGCGAAACUUCCUUUCUUGAGACACAUAGAUCUCGUCGGAAACAAAAUCUCCGGCGUGAUUCCGGCGAAUAUUGGGAUGUUACUGAGGCUUAAGGUGUUGAACCUCGCCGACAAUCAAAUCUCCGGCGUGAUUCCUCCGUCGAUCACGAGGUUAACGAGUUUAGCUCACCUGGAUCUCAGGAACAACAAUAUCUCGGGAGUCAUACCGCGAGAUAUCGGACGUUUGAAGAUGCUGAGCCGUGUGUUACUGAGCGGUAACAAAAUCUCGGGUCAAAUACCCGAAUCUUUGACCCGGAUCUACCGUCUCGCGGAUCUUGAAAUCUCGAUGAACCGGCUUACCGGUUCAAUCCCGGUUUCGUUCGGUAAAAUGUCGGUUCUCGCGACGCUGAACCUCGACGGGAACUUGAUCUCCGGCGAGAUUCCGGGGACUCUAAUGACGUCGUCGAUCUCGAAUUUGAAUCUGAGCGGGAAUCUCAUAACCGGACGUAUACCGAACACGUUCGGACCGAGGUCGUACUUCACGGUGCUUGAUCUUGCGAACAACCGUCUCCAAGGACCGAUUCCGGCGAGUAUCACGGCGGCUUCGUUUAUUGGCCACCUUGACGUGAGCCAUAACCAUCUGUGUGGGAAGAUGCCGGCGGGAUCUCCUUUUGAUCAUCUUGAUGCGACGUCGUUCGCUUACAACACGUGUCUUUGUGGAAAGCCUCUUGGGUACUGUAAGAAAUAAUUAAAUUAACAAGAUUUGGGAAGAAUCAAAUAGUUUGAUUAUGAUCUGUUUAUGAAUAUUAUUAUAAUUUCAUCACGUUAUCAUGUAACUAGCCGUUUGAAAGAGGCAAAAAAAAAAAAAAACAAUAUUUAUAUUUGGGUGUUUUCUUUAGACUUCUUCUUGUUUAUCUGCCUUGAUUAUCAAACCAUCAUCAAUGAGAUUCCUCGAACCAUUUAUAUAGAUUA
Messenger RNA from Camelina sativa (false flax), 1474 nucleotides. The record is from RefSeq and is a predicted model, not a curated record. Lineage: Eukaryota; Viridiplantae; Streptophyta; Magnoliopsida; Brassicales; Brassicaceae.